Pteropus alecto (black flying fox) is the source of this 2868-nucleotide messenger RNA. RefSeq names its product kizuna centrosomal protein (gene KIZ). The record is from RefSeq and is a predicted model, not a curated record. Gene Ontology annotation, cellular component: centrosome. The coding region runs from base 134 to 1966 and encodes 610 amino acids. Gene Ontology annotation, biological process: spindle organization. The transcript is spliced from 11 exons. Lineage: Eukaryota; Metazoa; Chordata; Mammalia; Chiroptera; Pteropodidae.
ACGCCGGGGCGCCGUGGUUACCCGCGGUGCAUGGUGGGGCCGUCGCCUCGGACAACCUGGUCCCACGGCUGCUGCGAGGUGGUCCUGAUCCAUCCAGCGUGGUGGCGGCGGCGGCUACAGCGGCUGCGGCGGCAUGCGCCGGGCCUCCGCACUGUCCGCGCCCCUGGCGAGCCCUGACUACUACGAGAGGCUGGGCCGCCUCCAGCAUGGGCUGCGGGACAGUGAAAAGAAGAGAUUGGACCUGGAAAAGAAACUUUAUGAAUAUAAUCAGUCUGAUAUGUGCAGAGUUAAGCUGAAGUAUGUAAAACUAAAGAAAUACCUAAAAGAAAUAUGUGAAUCGGAAAAGAAGGCUCAUGCGCGAAAUCAAGAAUAUUUAAAGCAGUUUGAGCAUGUCCAAGCUCAUGUUGGACACUUUACCACAAAUGGAGAGAAGCUUAAAGAACGGAAGAUUGAAUAUGAGACUCGAAUGAAGAAGAUGCAGCUACUCUCAAAAGAUAGCCUGGGAGUAGAAGGUGAACUGAAAGAUGAAGACAGAAGAAAGGUUGCAGUGCAGGCAGGAAUUAACUCAGGGACAGCCGUGUCAAGAGGAGUGUAUCAACCAGCAACAAUCUUUAUGGGCCGCCAAAUGUCAUCUUUCUCAAGCAUUGGAGAUUUCAGUACGGAGCAGAAAUCUCCCCAACCCAUAAAGAACUUUUCAAUUCCUGACCCACAUUCACACCAACAGACAGCCCAAAGCAGUAAUGUGACAGACAGCUAUGUAGUACAAACUAGUAGUGACACACAGUGCUUAAAUAAGUCUGACAAAAUAGAUGGAAAGACAUCUCUUCUGACUGGUGAGAAAACGCCAGUCACAGCUGGCACAUUGUCUGAGGAGGAACAAACUCAUUGCUUGGAGAUAGGAAGCAACAGACAUCAUGGCAAGAGUAAUUUAUCUGAAGGCAAAAAGUCUCCUGAACUCCAUUCCCUGUUGCGAGAAAGAUUAAGUCCAGAGGACAGAACCACUGAUUUAAAGUGUGACAGUUCCAGCAGAUCAGAGGGAUCAGAGGGAGAAAUACUGACACAGGAACAUAUUGAAGUCAAGGAAGAAAGAGCCAGACCGCCCGUCUCUCCGAUAUCAGUCUCAGAAUACUGUGCAUCUGAAAAUCAUCUUUCUCACGGGGACUCAAAGUCACAGAAGCCCUUCAGAAAAAUGCAGAAAGAGCAGGAAGAGGAAAGUUUAAGCAGCAGCAGUGACCUCACAGUUUCUGUAAGUGAAGAUGAUCUGAUCUUAAAGAGUCCAGAACCACAGCCAAAUCUGGGUGACAAGAUGGAGGGAGAAGAUGGAAUAGAGGCCUUAAAAUUAAUCCACUCUGAGCAAGAAAGAGAUGCCCUAUCCACUGAAAAACAUAAUUGUAUUUCGCAAACUCUAAGCUCUCCUGAUUCAAAAAAGGAAUCCUCCAAUAACUCACCAACAAGAGUGCUCUAUAAUCACAGUGACAUUCUGAAAGAAGACCUUGAAGACUGUGGAGCAGCUGUCCUUCACCAGCUUCCGAGACUCUCACCUGGGAGUGGCGGCAAAGAAAAACAAGUCAGAUCUGAACAAGCACCAGCCUCAGGCUUAAUGAGGGCACAAUUGGGUCAAUGUGUUGUCACCUUGAAAGAACAUGAUAAUUCUACUAAAGAAGAGAUAGCUAAGCUGUCCGAAGUUUUCCCACUCAGAAACAUGGACCAGAAGGCAACAGCAUUAUUGAAAAGAACCCUUACAGACGAGUGUGAGGAUAGGUCGGCUAUUCACAGUAAUGAAUCAUCUUGCAGCUUGCCAUCUAUUCUGAAUGACAAUAGUGGAAUAAAGGAAGCAAAACCUGCUCUGUGGCUGAACAGUGUUCUUACAAGGGAACAAGAAGUUUCAAGUGGCUGCAGAGACGAGAGCAAGGAAGAAAGCAUGGCAGCAAAGAUUCCAAUCACAGAAAUGCACAAGAAUCAGUAGACAUGUUACCUGCUACACCUGGAACAAGGGGCCACCAAGUCAUGCAAAACCAAGGAACCACCAUAUGCUUCUGGACUGUCCAUUGCAGAUCAUCUCGCCCUGUGUGGCAGGGAUCAGGCUGCUGGGACUUCACCUACUGGGCCUGCUGCCUGCUACUCAUUAUAGCAGAGCAUUCACUCACAACAUUAUAGGGUCAUGAUAUUUAUUUAACAUAGUCAUUAAAGAAUGAAAGGCAGCUGUCUGAGAGUACUCUUGAUUAGAUUCCCCAGUAUUCAAGGCAAUGGACUCGUAUGUGCCUAGAGAAAUUCUCGGCAGUUGCACAGUAGAAUCCUGUAUAGAUUUUUAAAGCAUACCUGUGUCCCAGCCUCUUUCUUGACCAGUUCCAUCAGAACCUCUAGUGGUGAGAGCUAGGCAUCAACCUUUUAUAACAUACUCAAGUGACUCCCCAGGUUCGAGAACCAUGGAGCAGGGGGUCUCAAAGAUGAAAGAGCCCUUAGAUGAAGUCAUGUUGUGAAAUAGCCUCACUUUACAGAGAGACUCGAGGAGAGAGAAAAGAGGUUGAGCUUUCGAUAUUUUAAUAAAAUCAAGGAUUAGGGAGUAUAUUAGUCAUCUCUUGGUGUCUUCCAGAGGAUUAGUUUCAGGACCUAUUACCCUCAACCCCCCAUUCAAUGCCAAAAUCUAUAGAUGCUCAAGUCUCAUAUAAAAUGGCAUUAUAUUUCAUAUAGGCUACAGCAUGAUAUGCCUCCAAAUCACUUCAUUAGUGUGGAUUAGCAUAGUGCUCAGCAUGUGGCAAAUUCAAGUUUUGCUUUUUAGAACUUUCUGGGAUUUAAAAAAAUAUUUUUCAUCUGCAGUUGGUUGAAUCCAUGGAUGUAAAACCUGUGGAUACAGAGGGCUGAAUGCAU